Rattus rattus (black rat) is the source of this 1146-nucleotide messenger RNA. RefSeq names its product epididymal-specific lipocalin-5. The record is from RefSeq and is a predicted model, not a curated record. The coding region runs from base 52 to 444 and encodes 130 amino acids. Gene Ontology annotation, molecular function: small molecule binding. NCBI's taxonomy places the organism in Eukaryota, Metazoa, Chordata, Mammalia, Rodentia, Muridae. The transcript has 4 exons.
CCCUACCCCCAGUUUUUAGGCUUCUGGUAUGAGAUUGCCUUUGCCACCAAGAUGGGUACACAGGGCUUGGCACACAAGGAGGAGAAGAUGGGAGCCAUGGUGGUCGAGCUGAAAGAGAACCUUCUGGCUCUGACCACCACCUACUACAGUGAGGACCACUGUGUGCUGGAGAAGGUUACAGCUACUAAGGGGGAUGGUCCGGCGAAGUUUCAGGUCACCAGACUAUCAGGAAAGAAAGAAGUUGUUGUUGAAGCCACCGACUACCUGACCUAUGCCAUAGUUGAUAUCACCUCUUUGGUGGCUGGGGCAGUCCAUCGGACCAUGAAACUGUACAGCCGGAGUUUGGACGACAAUGGGGAAGCCCUCUAUAAUUUCCGGAAGAUAACCUCGGACCAUGGCUUUUUAGAAACGGACCUAUACAUCCUCAAGCAAGACUGUGAGUAGGGCCUCACUGGGGUCAGGGCUUCCCAGGGAUGGACCAGACCCGAGCCUGUGCGGCCCUUUCACUUGGCUUUUGUCCACAGUAACCUGUGUGAAGGUAUUGCAAUCGGUGAGUCCCUGAAUGAAGCUGGGCACCUGGGGUGGGCGGGGGCUCCUUUCUGUCACAUUGGCAAAGGACCACUUACACUGGUCUGGUGUCUGAGGGGAGCUGGAGUAUGUCUGAUCACACUUCCUGGAGCGGGCAGAUCCAAGUUCCAGAGCUUAGGCUGCCAGAGGGCCGAGAGGCCUCAGGUGUCCCCUCUGGGCACAGCAGCCAGGCGAAGCCUCGGUGGUGGGGUCUGGCACUCUCCCGCCUUCAUUUCAUGUUGCCUCGCCCUCCAGGCUGGCGAAUCAAGGCCCUGAAGCAGGUGAGCACGCAUCCUUCAUUCUAAACUGCAGCCUGUGUGUUCUGACACGGAUCCGGGCCCCGGUGGUGUGUAUACCUGUCCUCUGGUCAGGAUGCCCAACGGCACUGUUUGACAGUUCCAGAGAGGCUGUGGUUUGGAAAGAGACGCCGUCUGUAACAUGAGACCAAGCUGUCAGGCUAAGUCCUAGAGGGAAGGGGGUGGGUGGAUAGGCGAGCUUGUGGACGUUGGGACAGAGCCGGCUGGUACGGCCCUUGUUCUGCUCAGCAUGGACUACUGCCUGAUUCUGUCCUUUCACGUG